AUGUUCUACUUGAUACUGUCACAGCAUUACUGUGGGUUCCAGGAUCGGAAUGCGGGUUCGCACGAUUUCUGCGAUGGAAAAGCGGAAUAUUCACAUUUGUUGUCACGUACAUGUCGAACAGUUAUCCCUCAUAGAAGAUACUCCGUUUACAGUCAUAAAAGAAAAGUAAUCGCGUAUGAAUAUGAUGAUGACAUUACGAUAAAUCAAGUCAAUGACCAACCACUAAAAAUCAUAAAUGCAGCCUUUGGGACACCUUCUGUCUUAAGAUGGACUGAUGCAACGAAGUACCGUUUAGUAGAUGGAGUUCUUGGUUUGUCAUCUUUAAAUAUCAAUGAUUUUCUGCAUGACAAUCCAAUUCACAAAGUAUUACGAAGUCCAUCAACUGAUCCAAUUAUUACGAUCGCUCUACCACCAAGGAGUAGUUAUAUGACUCCAACGCUUACGCUAGGUGCCAGCGAUGACGAGUUAUGUUCAACAAGCGAUAAGCAAGUAACUGAAAAGCUUGUCUCUACAACAAAUCGCUAUGAUUUUGCAUAUUCAUCAAUUUCUAUUGGCAAUACGACGUUUUCUCUUCAGUGGAGUUCAGCUUUCGCUUAUAUACACACUAUAAAGCCAUACAUUGCUGUG
Molecule: messenger RNA, 627 nt
Organism: Thelazia callipaeda (thelaziosis nematode)
Lineage: Eukaryota; Metazoa; Nematoda; Chromadorea; Rhabditida; Thelaziidae
Source: the annotation of a GenBank genome assembly